GGGCGUGGUCUUUGCCGAACGAGAAGUAAACACUAGACGAACCUACUUCAAUUUAUUAAUUUUUAGAAGAACUCCCUGGAAAUCUUGCAGAUUUUUAAAUAGUAUGGAAGCUUCUGCUCUGAGAAAUUUUAAGGACUUCCUGCAGCUCUACAACCUGGUUUCGGAAACGUGUUUUAACAAUUGCGUCACUUCCCUGCACUCGAGGGAUUUGCAAACCGACGAGAUCAGCUGCGUGGAGCGUUGCUGCGGAAAAUUUGUCAAGACGAACCACGCGAUCAUGGCGACCUUUGUCGAGAUUCAGCCGAUCAUCGUGAACCGCCGGAUCGAGGAAAUGAACGCGGCCAAUGCCCUUCUCCAGCAGCAACAACCCCAGCAACAAUAG
Molecule: messenger RNA, 382 nt
Organism: Neocloeon triangulifer
Lineage: Eukaryota; Metazoa; Arthropoda; Insecta; Ephemeroptera; Baetidae
Product: mitochondrial import inner membrane translocase subunit Tim10 B
Exons: 3
Coding region: 104-382 (92 amino acids)
Cellular component (GO): mitochondrial intermembrane space chaperone complex
Source: RefSeq, a predicted model, not a curated record